GCGUCGCAUUCUCAUUGGCUGGCGACGGGUAAGGCACGCAGCCGGAGGCCAUUUCCAACGAGCUGGCGGGGGCGAAAGAUGGCGACACCCCUUGGGUGGUCGCAGGGGGGCUCCGGAUCUGUGUGUCUCGCCUUCGAUCAACUGCGGGACGUGAUUGAAUCUCAAGAGGAACUGAUCCACCAGCUGAGGAAUGUGAUGGUUCUCCAGGAUGAAAAUUUUGUCAGUAAAGAAGAGUUCCAGGAGAUAGAGAAGAAACUGGUGGAUGAGAAAGCUGCUCAUGCCAAAACCAAGGCCCUCCUAGCCAAGGAAGAGGAGAAAUUGCAGUUUGCCCUUGGAGAGGUGGAGGUAUUGUCCAAGCAGCUGGAGAAAGAGAAGCUGGCCUUUGAAAAAGCGCUCUCCAGUGUUAAGAACAAAGUCCUGCAGGAGUCUAGCAAGAAGGACCAGCUCAUCACCAAGUGUAAUGAAAUUGAGUCUCACAUUAUAAAGCAAGAAGAUAUACUUAAUGGCAAAGAGAAUGAGAUUAAAGAGUUGCAGCAAGUUAUCAGCCAGCAGAAACAGAUUUUCAGGAAUCACAUGUCUGACUUCCGGAUCCAGAAGGAGCAGGAGAGCUACAUGGCCCAGGUGCUGGACCAGAAGCAUAAGAAAGCUGCAGGGAUGCGUCGGCCCCGGAGCCGCCAGUGUCCCAGGGAAAAAUAAAAUGCUACCUUCCUGUUCUCUGGCUAUAAUGCCCAACUUCUACCUUCUCUGUUCUGGGGAGACCAGCUCUUCCCAUCCAUCCCUGUGGGUCCUUCACCCCUCCAAGGAAAGCUGCUCUUCCUGUUGCCUCCUAGAACAAACCAAGGCACUAAGGGCUGCAUGGGGACAGGUCUGGGGACCUGGAGACUGCCACCACUGUACAGUCUCUUCUGAGCUUAUAA
Molecule: messenger RNA, 917 nt
Organism: Phodopus roborovskii (desert hamster)
Lineage: Eukaryota; Metazoa; Chordata; Mammalia; Rodentia; Cricetidae
Gene: Spata24
Product: spermatogenesis associated 24
Exons: 6
Coding region: 79-696 (205 amino acids)
Cellular component (GO): cytoplasm; nucleus
Molecular function (GO): DNA binding
Source: RefSeq, a predicted model, not a curated record